AUGGGGGAAUAUAGGUCAGGCCUCGAUACUCCGGCCAAUGAGCUUGCAGCUCGCGCGGUCACGUGGGUUUGUUGUUAUCUGUCAGCUGUUCCCGAGCCCCCGGCCGGCCGGUCGCCGGUGAAAUUUCGCAGGAGAAACAAACUUCACGUCGUGGCGGACGGAGCUAGCGGCGGCGCGUGGCAACUCGACAGUUGAUCUUUUUUUAAAAUUUUUUUUUUUCCGUUUCCUCUCUACCUUCUGACACUGAUCGUACGGGCACGCGCCGGGUCUCGCAAAGGAUUGUUUUUUUUUUUUCCUCUCUUUAUCCGCUGACUAUGACGUCGCACGUUUCGACGUGUCGUCGUCGCAGUUUACGUCCCAGGGCGUUGUUCGCCACGACGAAGGAUCUGCAACGGAAAGAAGAAACCCGUCUGAAAGAACGAUGCGGUGCGGUGAACAGUGCGACGUUAUGAAGUGGCUAACGAAUGGUCGCCGGUUCUGAUACGUCAACUCUGUGAUUCCUCCGAGAGAGAGGAAAAAAAAGUGUUUGUUAUUUUUUUUUAAGGUGUGUUAGUGUUUGUUUGUUUUUUUUAAGUUGGGAUUUUUUUUUUUUUGGACUUUUGUUUUCGAUCAAGUGCGGUAAUCUGUAAGGGACUUUUAGUUUGCGGAUCAUUUGCGGCGGUCUGUAAGGGACGUUGUUCCGUGGAUUGGCGACGAUGUCGACGGGCAAGCGCCUGGCCAAGCGGUCCAUCAUCGGCACGCGGGUUUGCGCCCCGGCCGAGGACGGCAAGUUCUACGCGGGCGUGAUCCACGCGGUGAAAUCGGCGGGUGGCGAGGCUCGCUACGCCGUGCGCUUCGACAAGCACCGCGCGGCGUCGGCGCGCGAGUACCGCGAGGCGGAGUUGGUGGGCCCGGGCUUCCAGCCGGUCACCGGCUUCAGGCUGCAGCCGGGCCAGCGGGUGUACCUGACGUACAACGGGCGCGAGGUGGCGGGCGACGUGCGGCAACACCGCCCCGCCGUCGACGAGGUGGUCGUGAGCGUGCAGCCGCCCGGACACGAGGAGUCGCUGGAGCUGAGGAAGCGGCUGGAGGAGGUGCGACUGCUGGAGUCCAGGAAGUCGGCGCGCCUCAUGGACCAGGACACGGACUUCGCGCGGCUCGCCGACAUGGCGGGCGACCGCAAGCGCACGUCAUCGCACUCCAUCGACGUCCCCGCCGUGCACGGGUCCAGGAAGCGGAGGCCCAGCUUCUCGCUGGACGACAAGGAGGACUUCAUGGACGAGUGCACGGCGGCGCUGGUGCUCAUGUCCUUGUCCUGCAGCCCGCACUCGCCCCACUUCAACGGGCUGUGGCGCGCGCUGCUAGUGACGCCCUCCGCCUGCCUGUUCGCAGGGGAAGCCUCGUGGGAGCACCUGACGCCCAGCCCGGGUAGCGACGCGCUGUCGUGGCGCAGCGCCACCCCCUCUCCCCCCCUCAGCGAGGGGGGAGCGUCCACGUCCACCUUCUGGUCGCAGGUCACCACGGACGAGGGCAUCGUCAUCGACGACUACGACGAGCUGCCCAGGAAGAAGAAGGUAAGUCGGUGACUAAGUAGUUAGUCGGCGAGCGGUUAAAAAUCAACAUCAUAAACAGGGGCAUGCAGAUUUCGCGAAAAAGAUCUGAACACAUAUUACACUGCAACAAGCUAUGCCCCGCGCCUGUGGUUUCUUCCUUGUGAUUGUGGCGGCCGUCUGCGAGAGAAGAGCCGUUGCCUCAUUUGACCGAGGCCACUCGGGGACGCGUUUGCUUCCGCGCUGAAUCACUAUGAUUGGUGUUGUUACAAUCGAUAUGUAGGUACCUGAAAGAAACUCACCCAAUCACGAAACACAGACGAUGCUACAGCGUUUUAACUUUCAUCUAGUCCCGAAAUCUUUUCGCGAAAACGCCAUGCCCCUAAUUAUUAGAGUCCCGGAAACUUCGCGGAUUCCUCUGGCCUCAGGAUAGAAUUCAAAGUUAUAGGUGUGCUCGAACCAUGUUUACUUUCCCAUUGGUUGAUUUCUUAGCGAGAAUAUUUUUAUCCUUGUUAUUUGGCACUACCUGAUUCGCUUACUUCUCUCCUAGCUGGACAUCGUUGGCUCACGGUCGUAGAGGGGCGUGUCCAGAUAACUGCGAUCCAAUCAUGAACACAGUGCGAGAGUGUGAAGGUUUGCAUUCUAGCUUGCGAUUAAAUGAAUCCGCGAAAUUUCCGUGGCUCUACUAAUUAUAAAUAGAGACCUGCAAAAUUCACGGAUUAAUUCGGUGAUAGGCUAGAAUUCAAACACACAUACCUCUUAGAUAAUUUGCUGUUGGCUUACUGUUCAUCUGGACGAAACUCAACCAGUUAUAAACCCUCAACCAAAGAAGGAUCAAAUCACAGACAAACCAGCUGAGACGACUUACAAGUCGGCAGCCAAUGAACUUGCGCUAUUUGCCCGAGUGCACAGGGGUUUGUGCAGUCUAUCCUGAAGGCCAUCGAAACCGCGAAUUUUGCAGGUCUCUAAUUAUAAACUUAACACGUUGGAUUUAAACAUCUUGUUCGAGUUCCACCCCCUCCCCCCCUCUAGUAGUUACGGCCCACCCAACAACAGAUAGCCCACACAACGUUUCGCACAAAACAUGUUUUUAGUUCCCACUGUUUUUUAUGGUCUAAAGGAGGUGUUACCGACGAUUUAGAAACGUUGGUGUGCCACUAGGCACUAGGCCUUCUUAAUCUUUUAGUUUUUAGAUAUUAAUAUCUAAGCGAGGUUUUUUUUUAAAUUUAAGAAAAAAUUUUUAAAAACGUCUAUUGCGAAAUGGCAGUUUUAUUUAUAACACUUAACUUUGAAAACAAACAAUUUAAAUUGAGUCCAAAAAUCAAGAUUCAUAAAAAAUCAGAUCUUUGUAUUGGGAAACUCAUUGUUGUUUGUCCAUUAUCAAACUUUCAAUAUAAGGGUCAGUGGAACUUAACUAGACAGCAUUUGAUCACGUACCACCUGAAAUGUUGCCACGUAACACUAUUACAGUCGGUUGGGAAACCCUGGUCUAAAUUACUUCCCAAAGCUGAUAUACGGUUUUUAUUUGGAGCUGAAUCAUUUUUUUUAAACUCCAAAUAAUAAAGUAUUUAAGUUGGAGUACUAAUCGUUGGGAUAAUGUUUCACUAAACAAAUCUCUACAGCAACCGCAAAACGUUUCGCUGUCGUAAAGUGAUUUCAUUAAAAUAAAAUAAAAGGUAACACCCUUAAUUUUCAAAAUAUUUUCCGUUCUCCCCCUGAAGCUAUGAAAAAAUUUGCUAAAUUUCCGUGAAGAUAGUGUGUUACUGCAUGGGCGUAGCCAGGAUUUUUGGAAGAGAGGGGUCGAAGGAAGCUAUAAGAAUAUAUUUGCGAUAGGCCUGUUUGUGGAGUCUGGGAGGGGGAAAUUAUAUAUAUAUAUAUAUAUGAUCCUUGAAACUGCAUUUUGAAGCUACCCAAGGAAACUCAGGUGAUUUUAAAAAUAUUAAAUGAUAGGUAUAGCUUUACAUUGUCAUUGCUUAUGAUCGAGUAAUUACCUACAUGUGUUUAAAGAGAUAGCUUAUCUCUAACUUUGCGUAUUCAGUGACCACAAAUUGAACUAUGCAUCAUUAAUUUUAAGCUGGUUAAUAAGUUGCAUUAUUAUUGAGAGAAAGUAAGCUUUAUAGGUGGGCAUGGUCCUUCCCUGACUAAGCCCUUGUGUUACUGUGUGAGAAGCCAUGUUUGUUGCCUGCGGCUACUACAGCAGGCCCUUGUGUCAUGUCAGAUUCAAUAGUAAGUAAUAUAAAUUUUUUAACACACGAAAAUAUUUUUUUCUGUGUCCACUACUGGUAUAGAAGGAUGAAAAAAAACUUUAAUAUUUACAAGUUUAUGGUCUCAAUAAACAUCAAGUUUUGUAGUUAUAUUUAGAACUUUUGAUGCGGAAAAAAAUUGACAUAUGAAAUUGUAUGUUUAAACAAACAUAAAUUUAAACUCCGAAAUAAAAAAUUAAAUUCAGGAUUGAGUGGAGAUAAUCUCCCCCCCCCCCCCCCCCCCCUCGUUUUGGCACCGUUCUUUGCUUGGGUGGCGGAGCUUGGAAUGAGAAGCUGUAAGAAGCUUUUGUCUCGUUCUGAGCGCAUUUCCCACCUGAAACCAACAUUCGUCAACCCCCCCCCCCCCCCUUUUCCUUUUUAACCACUCUAUUUAGCUAUUUGCCUAGGACUAAGAAAUUGAUAGUGUCCAACGAGGUAGUCGAAGGUCAUAUACGGGGAAUCUUAGAAAGUUUUUUAUUAAAAUUACUGAAAUAUUAAGCAACAUAUUGCACUUCAGGGGCAAUUAAUGUCAACUGAUAACAUUUGGUUUAGAGUUGUUUUUUUUUUAAAUUUCCCUCAAAUAUUUUUGAAACUCUGUCCUCAAAUUUUGUUCUUAAUGGCGCAACUCACCCCAUAACCCCCCGCCCCCCUCCUUUUCUCAACACCCUGGUCGGUCCUGCGUUGUGAGACACACACAGUUCCUUCCAGUGACGCUUCAGAGAGUUGGCUGAAGAUGGACCAAGAGGACUCAGCAACGAUAGCAAGUACAAACAAGUUUUGGGAAUAAAUAUAGUAAAAUAUAAAAGAAUUGAUGACAGUUACAAAGUUCACUAUACGGUCACUCAGGAAUUCACAGGCUUAUUUCGGCUGAAGAUACAUCAUGGAAAAGAAAGCUGAAAACAUAUUUUACAUCUUAUUAUGGUCUAAAGAACUUCCCAAUACUGGUAUACGCGUUAGAAUGAGCUGAAUAUUUUUUUUUAAAUUACAAAUAAUGGAGAAAUCAUUUAAGAUUACAGAUAUUUGUACAUUUGUACAUCUAAAUGAAAACAAUUGUAUCACUAAAAACAAAAUAGUGUUCGCAGUAAUUCUGAGUUCGGAUUCUUACCCGAGCAUUUAUUUAUGCUCCGCGUUGUCCCAGUACCUCCAAUAGUUAAAAUUAUUUGUAGGGCCUAAACCGUUUUCUGAAUCGCCUUCCAGUAUCAACAACUGCGCACAUUAACGAGCAUAAUAAAGCAAGAUAAAGACAAAUGAUUGAAUAUUCGAUUAUUUUUUACAUGUUUUAGAAAAAAAAAAUAUUAUGCUUGAAAAUGAAACAUCCGUUAAAAUAUUAAACUAGCGCCAAUUUUCGUGAGAAAUGCUGAGUAUCAUCUCGAGAAACGUAUUUCACACAUGCAAGAAUAACCAUAGUCAUGUGUUGCACAAAGUUGCAAUAUCUUUCUUGAAGUGUUCCAAAAGAAUCUUUGUAAAGGUAGAGAUAAUUGUUUUUUUUUUCCUUGCGCGCGGUUUUCGUAAACAAAGCGAGCGGCGUAGCGCGGGGCUACGACGCAGCUGGCCGCGUAGCUCCCGCCGUGGGCGCGCGUUUGACGUCACGCGCCAUGCUCCUUCAAGGCUGGUCGCAGCUCUCGGAGAAAAGGAAAAGAAGGAAGAGAAAAAAAAAGCACACGCAGAUACGUCUCCCCGCCCCUCGCUGAAGCCGACAGCGCAGUCUCAGCUCGUGGCCUCGGACACAACCGCGCGCGUUCGCCAGCCCACUUGACGGCGUUUGAAGCUGCGACCACUCAGGGCAGGGGACGCACCACAACGCCGAACGUACAAUAACGCCGAAAACCAUAACGCCGAUUGCCAAAUUGACUACAACGCCGACAGCUAGAAAACUGCUGUGUACCACAACGCCGAAUUACCACAACGCCGAAAUACAUUAACGCCGAAAAAUGUCAUUGCAGGCCUGCCACAAAGGUUAGGUUAGGUUAGGUUAGGCUAGGUUAGGCUAGCCUAGGUUAGGUUAGGUUAGGUUGUGGUAUUUCGACGUUAAGAUACAUUUAAGAAACACACACAAAUUCAUUCAGUUGUUUUUCAUUUUGCUCCUGUGGCCCCCCUCCCCGCAGCAUCAUUUUUCGACGUUGUGGUAUUUCGGCGUUGUGGUACACAGCAGCCCUCAGGGCACUGUGCUCGCUACGUUCACUACGAGAGUAAAAUAUAGCCAGCUGCACCUCAGGUGUCUUCGCUAUGUUGGUGACGUCGCCAGGUGUCUGGUUCUCGGAUACUUUUCUAAAACGCCGCUGACUUCGCGCAUGCGCAGAUAGACUUCACCCGAAAUUUUGGCUGUACGUCUGCGUUUGAUUUUUAUGAAGUUCAAUAUCUCUCAGUAAUGGGCUUUAAAUAGUCAAGUCGAUGGAGGAAUGCAGAAGGCAGGAUAUGUAGGUCAAUGCCUUAGUUGAAUUUAUUCUGAAAUAAUCCAUAAAUUUGGUUUCGUCCUCACAAGCAACUGCUUCAUCAAAUGAUGAAAUUCUUCAAAUAUUCUUUUGUUUUUUAAUCACAUUCAUGAUCCCAUUUCUUUUUACGUUCACAUGCUGUCAGACCAAGAAGAAUAUUAUCAUCGUCGAAAUCGUCAUUCGAAUCCCACGGCAUGCGUGAAGAACUAGACUAUCCUGUCUGUUGACAACUUGGCGCAGCGAACAUAGCGAACAUCGCGAACAUAGCGAAGCUUUCUGUGUGGCCUCGGCCUCGCCUACCCAGGCACACACAAACACAGUCUGUGCAGAGCUUCAGGAAAUAAAAGUUCAGUCUUGUCUAGAGUGACACCAUUCCCCGAAACAAUCUUGGCUCUACUGGCGGUGGUAAUAAUACCCUUGUCACUUCCAAAGUGCUGGAAGAAGAUCAUCGGCGUAAGCUUUCAGCCGAACCUUCCUUCCAGUUAAAAAUAUAAAAAAAAAUAAUGUGGCUGUUAUGUUUGAAGGUGACUGACGCAGGCGCUUAUUCUACGACGCAGCCACCGACGUCACGGGAGGAAACACCUUGGAAAAUUCUGCGGAAGGUUUGAUUGGCCGCGGGAGCAGGUGUAAGGGGGAAGGCGGUGACGUUUCGGCAUCUCUGUCGCGGCCCGUCGUGAAACAGCUGUCCGCCGCCGCGACCCUCCCUCCCUCCCUCCCUUCCUCCGUCCUUUCCUCCCUUCUCAGGGUCGCUUCCGGUAAGCCUUGGCCUUCCGGCCGCCCGCGCAGGAGAACGCGUCGUAAAAACCAGUUGCGGGUCUUCCCACAAGGCGCGGCGGGCGUGUGUGCGUGAGCGGGGGAAGGGGGAGAUCGCGUUUCAAGGUCACCGCGGCACGCGGCCGGGUAGGCCUCUGAAGCAGCGGCUUCCUGAAGGUUUUCCUGUGGCAGGGUCACAAGGGCUCCGUGAGACAGCAGGCACAAUCACUGACAAAUAACUUUCCUUGAAGGAGUUGUGGCUCCGCCAAAAGAAAAGUCGAUCAUAGUAUUCCCUGGCCGAAAAAAAAAAAAUUGGUAGGGACCGGAAAAAUUCGCGGGUUCAAUUACCUGCAGGAUGAACUGCAUGUUCUACGUACACUCGGUCAAAUGCCCACCCACUCAUUGGCUGCUGUCUUGUGAGACGUCCCAACGUAGCAGCAUGUGAUUCGAUAAAGCUUUGGUUGGGUGUUUCUCAUUGGCCCAGAGUCAUCCAGGUGAGGUAUAACUAUUUGUAUUUUAGCCUAUCGCGAAAUGAAUUCGCGAAUAUUUCCAGUCUCUAAAAAUUGGGAACCGCUGCUCUAGUACACACGCGCGUCCCCAGAACUGUGACAUUUUCAAGUUUCUAGUUUGGUAAAUUAAAAUAAAUAAAUACAGUUAUUGGAAAAGUCUACAACUAGACGAUGCAACCGUGCUUCGCAACGCCAGUCUACAGGCAGAACACUCUCGCACUGAUCGUUCACACGAGCCCGCUCGUCGUGUGUACGCCACUGCCCCACUUUAAACAAAACAAAACAAAAUGUGAACGGGGUGGGUCCUUCAGUAAAUGUCAGAGAUGUGUAACAUCUAACCUCAAUAUCGAGCGUAUUCACGUGUUCUCGUGUUGCAGAUACACUUAUAAUUCGCCAGUCACAAGUAGUUUCCCCACCCGCCACUAGAAUUCGUUGCCGGAGCAGCUAUUUUGACUAUCGAAUCAUUCGAUUUGCAGAGCGUAAUUUUAAACUAUAUUUUAAAACGGUUUCUAUAAAAUCGAAAAUAAAAUACCUUGGUAAAAAAGUAAAUCCCAGCUUUGGACCUGAUAUUCGACAAGCAAUUUUAUUACAAUACUCUCCCACUGUUCGAAUAUAAGACGGCCAUAUCUGUAGAACUGUUAUUAGGUGGACAUCUGAUAAAAUAAAUGCUAAACUGCUGAUGCAUUAGGUAGGCACAUGCAGCGCUUGUUCGUAAAGGCACUCUAAGGCUUGUUCUACAAUGGCACGGAAACGUAAUAAAACCGCAACGAAUGAUAUUGAACUCUACUGUUACCAAAAAUUAAUUAAAUUGAAAAAUUUUUCGAGGGCCGAAAACAAAAAACAGUCUGGAUUUACAUGUAUAUUAAAAUUAACUCACAACAUAAUGAUAUAACACUGCAUAUUCUUGUACUUGAAACAAAUUUUCACGUAUUUGAAACGUAAUUAAACAUGCCUACCACUGCGACAAAAUACUCUGCUUCUAUUGGUCAUACGUAGAUACCGGAAAAAUUCGCGAAUUCAUUUCGCGAUAGGCUAAAAUACAAAUAGUUAUACCUCAAUGCUGCCUCUGCCAUUGGCUCACAACUCACCUGGAUGACUCUGGGCCAAUGAGAAACAUCCAACCAAAGCUUUAUCGAAUCACAGGCUGCUACAUUGGGACGUCUCACAAGACAGCAGCCAAUGAGUGGGUGGCAUUUUACCGAGUGCACGUAGAACAUGCAGUUAAUCCUGCAGGUCAUUGAACCCGCGAAUUUUUCCGGUCCCUAGUCAUACGUAGGGGCAUGCAGAUUUCGAAAAAAGAUUUCGAGACUAAAUGAAAGUUAAAACAUUGUAGCAUCGUCUGUGUUUCGUGAUUGGGUGAGUUUCUCCCAGGUACAUAUCGAUUGUAACGACACCAAUCGCAGUGAUUCAGUGCGGAAGUAAACGCGUCCUGAGUGACUCGGUCAAAUUAGGCAACGACUUCUCUCGCAGAAGGUCGCCAAUCACAAGGAAGAAACCACAGGUGCGGUUGUACCUUGUUGCAGUCUAAUAAGUGUUCAGAUCUUUUCGCGAAAAAUGCCUGCCCCUAGUCAUACGGAGUAACGUAAAUACGGAGGAGCUGGGCAUUGCCGUGUCUGCAUGCGUGCCAUUGUAGAUCCUUCUUUUCGUGAGAUCCGUCUCCGUUUGCUUGAUCCGUCGGCCGUUCACGUGUCAUUGGAGAACAGUCCUAAGAGUGUUAUUUCGCGCGUCAAAGACACGCCAAUCACCGUCGUUGGGAACUGUUUGCCUGCCUCGCCAAACAAUCGAACGCGACAGUUUAAACGUGCAGCAUUAUCUCUCGGGCCGUGUUAUUACCCCCCCCCUCCCCCCUCCCCACAAAAGGGAGCGUGGCUCCUUUCCGUUUCGCAACGCGCGUGACCGCGAUCGUGCGCGCGUACGCCCCGCGGGAGGGGGAACAUUUCGACAUGAGCAGAUCUGCCCCCUCGCGAGCUAACGUUAGAAGGGCGGGGUUGAAUACGCGACGUUUUUCACGAGAUUAAGAUUUUUUUUUUGUAUCUGACCCGUUCUGCGUUCUUGUGUGCUAUCUCUGAUCGCGGCAGCAACAGUUGGUUAGUGUGGUGGGGAGGGGAGUAGCUGGUUACCCUUUUGUGCCUUGCGAAAGCGUAGGGGACGACACAAAAAAUUUAUUUUGCGCAGUUGUCUUGAUAUUUUAUACGUAGCGAUUGUUGCAUUUUUACAAAUAUAUUUUUCCUGCUAAUGUACAUAGUUACAAAACCUCUUACUCCAUCGGGCGCUAGAAUCAUUUAUAAACAUGGCGCAGAUGUGUUUUUUUUUUAGAUGAAUAACGCGCGGGAAAAAAAAAAUUAUCUUAUAACUGUAGGUAGAGAACGGAAGAAUUCCUGGCAGACGCCAUAGUUCUAAACUUACUAAUUUGAUGUUUGUUUUAAAAAGAGUUGUAAGUGGUUCAAUACUUCUAUAGUUGAGCUUUUUUCCAUUGGCUGUGGGCUGUGGGCCAAUCCUAGUUUUAGCCAGAGGGGUGAAGUUGUUUUAAUUUUAAUCUGCCAUUAGAACCGUGUGUUUUUUUUUUGCGAAACGCUCAUCAGACUGUAUUCAAUAACCAAUAAGGUAUGCCCACGCCAGAGUUGUUUUUUUUUUUUUCGUGAUUGGCGGCCAUUGCUUUAUUUGGACCAGGCCAUUAAGGACGUGUUUGCUUCCGCAAGGAAUGACUGAGAUUCGUGUGUCUUCAGAAGACUUUAACCUGAAAGAAAUUAUAGCUAUCAUAUCACGAAACACGUAAGAUUCUACAGUGUUUUAAAAUGCAAAUUUUCUCGAAAUAUUUACGUGAAAAUAGCUAACAUACCUGUCAUCAAAUGAAACAGGUAUUUUUUCUUCUAGUUUUGGAUGUUUUUUUUUCGAACCCAACAAGGCACAUAUUGAACCCAACAAGGCACAUAUUGAAGAUCUGAGCGCAGAUACGGUGUGUAGAGCUUCAGGAUAAAAACUUGUGAUAUUAAAACUGCUCAAGAUAUUAGAAUGGUGUAUGUUUACGAUUAUAUAUUUGGACGGUGUUAUGUAAAAAUGGUUCAACCCACAAACAUUUUCAACUGAGUAAAUUGAGCUCAAAGUUGAACACACAAUAACCGGUAUUGUGGCAGUGUAUUGAAUGUUUGGUCGCAAGAUGGCAUAAUAGCAAGGAAUGUCAGUUGUCAGCUCAAUUAAAAGUGUCAUUUUACCUACACAAUUAUUUCAAUAACUAUUUUUUUUCCUUUUGUUGGUUAACUCAUUUGUGCAUAACACCAUCCAUUUAAGAGUGCGGCGAGGGCGUAUGGGUGGUUCUGUUUUUUUUUCGUAUUUCGUUUCUGAACUGUAAUUUUAGUAGAGUGAAUAUUGCAUUAAGUGUGUUUUCAGAAUAGUUAUUUGAGGCAUAAAACAUUUUUUGAAAGCACUCGAGGUACACCUCCCUGUAAUUCCAUGGUCACCAAUCAAACAUCAUAGUUGCCCUGCGCACUACGAGAAGCCUGCGCGCCAGUUCAGAGCCAGUACCAGCGAGCGUCGCACGUAAAACAUCCCGCCCUUAUUUCCUGAGCGUUCAAUCAUCUUUCCUUUGUUCAGAAGGCUCGUCGUGAGCUCGCACCAAUGCUCAGACUGUUUGCUUAUCAGACAACACUGCGACACAGUGUGCCGCAAACUGUAUUGUCAUCAUAGCAGUUGCGGGCCUCGUGGUCCGUAUGCCAGAACAAAGCAUCGAACCAAGGGCCCGCGAAGAGUUCCAGGCCGCGGAUUGCCGCCCACUACCUCUUGUUUUAAAAUAGAGUUUAUGUGUGGAUGUCUGUGAAAAUAUGAUGCUGAGUUACUUCUAUAGUGUUGUUUAACUUGUAUCCUUUGGUGGGGGCGGUCGGGGCUUUAAAAAACCUACCAAAUACUGCGUGCACUACGCACCGUGUUUACCGUUCCGUCCUUCCCUUCUCUCCUUUCCAACCUCCUUUCCUUCGCGACAGCGGACAGUCGAGCGAAGAAGUAGGUCGCACGCGCGCCCUUUUUUUUUUCGCGACGCGACGUGAAGUUACGUGGCCGCGUCCCAAUUCCCACUGCGUCGAGGGGUUCAUUACUGGAAGAAGGGGAGGGAAGGGGUCGCAUAGCGGGCCGAGGAAGGCCUGGCAUUGCGCAUGCGCGCGAGGUGUUGGCGACUGCAGCGCCUCUCGCGGCGGCCGUGGCGGGCGAAGGUUUUGGAUCGGCAUGCGCGGCGCGUCGCUUCCGCGUUGGACCACGGUCAAGGCUGGGAGCGAGGGUAACUGACGGAGCCGCGAUUAUCUAGCGGGUUCGUCGAUGUACGUCCGCCUCGCGUUGAUGAUUGGCCUUCAGGUGCUCUUGACGACUCUGAGCCAGUCAUAAACAAGGAGAAGUUCAUUGGGGUAGAUCCCUGUGGGGGGAUGGAGGGGUAGCCCCCCUCCUGGAAUUAAGAUGCCCUUCACUGGAGGGCCCAUUUGCACUUGCGAAUUUGUCCGUGAAACGGGGUUAAACGUAAACGUCAAAACUACGUUUCAUGGAAAACUUUCUGUGUAUAAAAAUAGUUAAAAAAUAGUGCAAAUAUAGAAAGUACUGAAGUUCUCACGCAAACAGUUGACAAGCAAGUAAGAAAUAAGUAAUAAAUAAAUGCUAAUGAAAGUCAAGAGUUAAAAAGGAAAAA
Messenger RNA from Bacillus rossius redtenbacheri, 12132 nucleotides. RefSeq names its product zinc finger protein 395 (gene Glut4EF). The transcript is spliced from 4 exons. Gene Ontology annotation, molecular function: DNA-binding transcription factor activity; RNA polymerase II cis-regulatory region sequence-specific DNA binding. Lineage: Eukaryota; Metazoa; Arthropoda; Insecta; Phasmatodea; Bacillidae. Gene Ontology annotation, cellular component: nucleus. Gene Ontology annotation, biological process: regulation of transcription by RNA polymerase II. The record is from RefSeq and is a predicted model, not a curated record. Bases 696 to 1565 code for a protein of 289 amino acids.